Molecule: messenger RNA, 692 nt
Organism: Macadamia integrifolia
Lineage: Eukaryota; Viridiplantae; Streptophyta; Magnoliopsida; Proteales; Proteaceae
Product: dormancy-associated protein homolog 1-like
Exons: 3
Coding region: 40-375 (111 amino acids)
Source: RefSeq, a predicted model, not a curated record
AGAGAGAGAGUGUGUUGUUUGUAUCAAUAAUCAGAAAAUAUGGUUUUGCUAGAAAACUUCUGGGACGAGGUAGUGGCUGGGCCUCAUCCCUAUCAGGGCAUGAGGAAGAUCACCACCAAGCCUUUGAACCUUGAAAGAUAUGAGGGAGGAGAGGGAAGCAAAUCGUUGUUGAUGCCAGGGAGCCCAACGACUCCGGCAACGCCGGCGACUCCGUCGUCAGCUAGAAAAGAGAACGUGUGGAGGAGUGUGUUCAACCCAGGGAGCAACCUUGCCACCAAAGGCAUCGGUGCUGCUCUCUUCGACAAGCCCGAACCCAAUACCCCUACUGUUUACGAUUGGCUUUACAGUGAUGACACCAGGAGCAAGCACCGUUGAGAAGACUGAAUGAAACUGUGAAGUGAUUUCUACCCAAAAAAAAAAUGUGUGAAAGUGACAGUGAGAGGACAUUCAGGGUGUGGAGUAUUGAAUAAUCGCACACAUAUAAGUAGUCAUGUAGUGCUGUGGUAUAUAACUAUGUAUACCCUCUCCUUGUACAUAAACUUUCUCGUUUUAUGUGUGUGUGUAUGUAAGAUAUCAGAGGGUAACAAUUGAAGAGUGAGUUACUCUAUUAAAUCUUGUUGGUAGUAGAGAUGAUGGGUUACUGAUCCAUCUACUACUUUGUUCAUUGUAAUGUUGACAAUCAUGACCAUUAA